GUAAAGGCUCCCGGAGAGGUAGCUGGACCAGAAUUUCAUCAGGAUUCAUCAGGAUUUUUAGGAAUUCACAAGUGAGUAAAUGAUGUCAUGUCUGGAGGAGGAAAAAAAGACUAAUAUGAUCUUUCCUCUGAACAAGUGUGUGUUCUGGUGUCUGAGAUGAGCUUCUACGCGCUGUGCCUGUUUCUCAAUGAAAUGAAAGUGGGGAAUAAGUGAGUCACUCAUUAGCACAGCCAGAUUUGCUUAGUCAAUUUCAUUCAAAGAAUCGUUUUGUGCUUACUCAUGAAGCACAGAAUGUGUGGAGAUGGCACAGAUCAUUUUUUAAAAAAAUAAGCAAGGGAAUGAGGAGUUAGUUUCCACGAAAACAAAACUGCAUGUGAAUCCAAAGCUGGCUUAAUUUAUAAAGAGAGCUUAUACAUUAAGUCGGGGUGAAACGAAGUCAGUGGGUGAAACUUGCCCCCAGCAUGGAAAAACAGUGGCUGUUGGAUUUCUACUUAGCAUGCAUUUCUGCCAGGGCCUUCCCCAGACAGCAGGCUUUCCCUUGGCAUUAAAAUUUCCCGUAACUGUGAGUUACGGGUAUUUCAAAUUUGCCCCCAUACCCAACACAACAAGUGGAUAUUUUUUACCCUGGACACAAAUGGGGCUAAGCUCCAAUGCACAAUGAAAAACCCAAAUCGUGUAUGGAGUGCUUCCCGAUAAUUUCAGGGACUUCGAAGGAAAUCUGGAUGAUACAUGGACGCAUACCUGCCCUUCCAAAGUAAAAUCGCCAUCUGGGAACAGCCCUGGCAUGGCACUGGAGUCUUGGCAGGGUCGGGAAGGACUGAUCUGCAUCAUUUUUUCCCUCACCUUCGUGUGUGAUUUGACCUACUCUCUUUUUUAAAAAAAAUCUAAACUUUUAUUUUGUAAAUCCCCCAAAACAUUCCCAAGGAAACCACUACAGCAUCUCUGAGAGAAGCCCAUCCAGCCUCUCUUUAAAAACCUCCAGUUAAGGAGAGCCAGCCAUGUCAUGAGGUGGACUGUUCCACUGUCCGACAGCUCUUUUGCUUUAGAAAUCCUUCCUGAAUACCUAGCUUAAUUCUGCUUGCUUGUAAUUCAAGCACAUUAUGAGCCAAUGCAAAUUAAACAGGCACUUUGGAUAGUGAGAACAACCAAGAUGAGCAGGAGUCUAGAUCACCUAGAUCACCAAAUGCAACCAGGGUGGACCCUGCUUAGCUAAGGGGACAAGUCAUGCUGGCGACCACAAGCUCAGCUCUCCUCUGAUCUGGGGUUUUUGAGUCUGUGGGACUGAAUGUGAUACUGCAUGCUUCCCUUUUCAAAACCUUUUUUUAGCAGGCUAGCAAAGUCACGGCGAAACUGUCUUCCUGCUUUGUGAGCAAAAACAAGGCCCAGGCGGUUUACAGAUGCAGGUUGGGUGAAAUCAUAUUAAUUUGUGGUUCCUUCGUUCCUCAGGCAGUCGGAAAACCCAGUGUAUGCAGGGUUGGCCUAUUGCCAGGGGAGACGGCUCGAGGUUUUCCUGCCGCAGAGUUAAGCCUUUUCAGACUUUGGUAGCCUAAGUCCAUCGAGAAGUUGUUAAAGGGUCGUUCUUUUGCCUCUGUUUCGUUUCUGUCAACAGCAUAAGGACUGUAGGUUCUGUAGGACAGAAAAAUUCUAACUUGCCUUGCUUCCACACCAGCCUUUUUCUUUAUAACCGCAUUCAUUUGCUCAUUUUAAAAAAUGAUAUCCACCAGAUGCCGUUUUCUGGAGAAUGGUUUUCCUUCUUUCCACUUCUCUGCCCACACACACACACACAAACCCCUGAAGUCGUCUAUUUGCAUCCCUCUCUUCUGCACUCAGCUGUUCCGAAUGCAAAAACGAAUCCGAAAAGCCCUUUCGCUUCCCCAUCUGGGGCGGCUGGCCGCCACCUUCCCUUUCCCAGAUUUCGCAAACGGGGCUCCAGCUGUGCACGAGAGGAAGCCCAGCUGGUGGUUCGGGCGACCCAACCACAAGCCGAAAGGGAGCCCGGCGGGGGCCUCCUCCACUCUCCCCCUCCCCGUCUCUUCCCCUGCUCUUGCUUUCUGCUGUAAAAUGAGUAAUCCAAAUUGCAGCGUCAGCCUUUGUGGCGUCCCUCACAUGCAAGAGACACUUCGCCCGUCUUCUUGGCCGGUGAAAGUUGUGCAGCAUCACUUGGCGAUGACGUCAGCUGGAAUUCCCACACUUUCUUUGCCGCUCAGCCCCUCUGGCUGUGAGUCCCUUUAUAAAGGAGGAGCAGAUUCAUGGAGCUUCAGCAUCAGACAGCAGAGAGCUCCCAAGAGCCCCUCGGCCAGCAGACCAGCUCCUGUCACGCAGCCUCCCCAGAGAUCAGAAAACAUGAAGGCCUCCGUUGCUGCCUGUGCCAUCUCGCUCCUCUUCCUUCUGGCUCUCUGCUGCUCCUCGACCUUCUCCGCCCCAGUGGGGUACGAUGUCCCAACCUCCUGUUGUCUCAGCUACACGAAAAAGAAGAUGCCACUCAACCGUGUGGCCAGCUAUUACAAAACCAACAGCAGAUGCUCACAGCCCGCAAUUGUGUUCACCACCAAGAAAGGCCACGACGUCUGCGCCAACCCCGCGGAGCCGUGGGUCAGGCAGUUAGUGGAACACCUGCAGUCAAAUUGAGCGGAGUUGGGGCCGAGCCGCUUCCGGUGGGGCAGAAGGUCGAAGGAGAUCAUUCCCGGCGACAUCGAGCAAGGACUCUGCUUGGGUGUCUACCCUGAUGGCGCAUUUUGCCGGUGUGGUCAGAAAAGAGCCAACCAGCUCAGGGAUAUGUGUUGAUUAUUUAAAUUAAUUUAAGGUACUUUGGUCAACUAAUUAUUUUAUUUAUGUCACUGGCAAGUGGGGGCGGGGGGGGGAGAAACAACCUUUUUAUAACUGGAUGUUGU
Messenger RNA from Hemicordylus capensis (graceful crag lizard), 2891 nucleotides. RefSeq lists its product as uncharacterized. Gene Ontology annotation, biological process: positive regulation of ERK1 and ERK2 cascade; cellular response to interleukin-1; cellular response to tumor necrosis factor. The record is from RefSeq and is a predicted model, not a curated record. Gene Ontology annotation, molecular function: chemokine activity; CCR chemokine receptor binding. The coding region runs from base 1711 to 2628 and encodes 305 amino acids. Gene Ontology annotation, cellular component: extracellular region. Lineage: Eukaryota; Metazoa; Chordata; Lepidosauria; Squamata; Cordylidae. The transcript is spliced from 3 exons.